GUUUUUCCUAAACCAGUCAUUACGAUUCUUAGAUCUCAUACUAAGGGCUUGCAUUUUAAACAAUUUUGAAGGGGAUUUCGACCAACGUCUUCUCAAUGCGCACGCGCCGGCCUGGUUCUACCAACCAGGGUUUGAAUUUUCUCGGAGAAAGACAGGCCGGCCACGAGGAAAAAAACAAGCCGCAGCAACAUCUAAGCCCUUGAAAGGAUCCUGAGAGAGGGGGGAAAGGGAAAACCGCAGCCACCAGCCCAACCACUUGUGUCUUCUGCCCCUUCCCACCUAUCUUGCCCACCCCACCAGCCCACGCUGCAUGGGACUUGCAAUCUGUGGCCGAAGGACCGUCACCACAUAACUUCAAAAAUAAUCAACCACCCACCCUUCCCAAACCCACCCAAAUUCACUCAUCCAGCGUUUACUUUUUUGAAUCCACUCAGAACUUUUUUUCUACGAUCCCCCCUCCCUAAAUGGAGUUGGGUGGGGGGAAAAUGAAUACUGAGUUGGCCUUCGUUUUUUUAAGAGACUUUUUGAUCCAAUGAGGCCCCCCAAAUAAUUGAGUUUUGGGUCUUGGUUGGUUGUUUUAUUUUUUUUCUCCAAAAUUUGAGCCCCCUCCCCCCCUGAGCCCGAGGUGCUGACGUCGCAAAAAAAUUGGAUAAAACCUCGAUCAUGGGUUCGGGUCCCAUAGAUCCCAAAGAGCUUCUCAAGGGCCUGGAUAGCUUCCUUAACCGAGAUGGGGAAGUCAAGAGUGUGGAUGGCAUUUCCAAGAUCUUCAGUCUUAUGAAGGAAGCACGAAAGAUGGUGAGUCGAUGCACUUACUUGAACAUUCUCCUGCAGACCCAGUCACCAGAAAUAUUGGUCAAGUUUAUUGAUGUUGGUGGCUACAAGCUUCUUAACAAUUGGCUGACCUAUUCAAAGACAACCAACAACAUUCCCCUCUUGCAGCAAAUUCUGCUGACCCUGCAGCACCUACCACUCACUGUGGACCACCUCAAGCAGAACAACACGGCCAAACUGGUGAAGCAACUGAGCAAGUCAAGUGAGGAUGAAGAGCUCCGGAAAUUGGCUUCAGUCCUUGUCAGUGACUGGAUGGCUGUCAUCCGCUCUCAGAGCAGUACCCAGCCUGCUGAGAAAGAUAAAAAAAAACGUAAAGAAGAGGGGAAGAGUCGAACCACCCCUCCUGAGCGACCCUUGACUGAGGUGAAGGCUGAGACCCGGGCUGAGGAGGCCCCAGAGAAGAAGAAGGAGAAGCCCAAGUCUCUCCGAACCACAGCACCCAGUCAUGCCAAGUUCCGUUCCACUGGGCUAGAGCUGGAGACCCCAUCUUUGGUGCCUGUGAAGAAGAAUGCCAGUGCAGUGGUGGUUUCUGACAAGUACAACCUUAAACCCAUCCCCCUCAAGCGUCAGAGCACCACAGUUGCUCCAGGAGAUGCUGCCCCCCCUGCAGAGAAGAAAUACAAGCCACUGAACACCACACCCAAUGCCACCAAAGAGAUCAAAGUGAAGAUCAUCCCACCACAGCCUAUGGAGGGCCUGGGCUUUCUGGAUGCGCUCAAUUCAGCCCCUGUUCCAGGCAUCAAAAUUAAGAAGAAGAAGAAGGUGUUGUCACCUACAGCUGCCAAGCCAAGCCCAUUUGAAGGGAAAACGAGCACAGAACCAAGCACAGCCAAGCCUUCUUCCCCAGAACCAGCACCUCCUUGUGAGCCUAUGGAUACAGACCGCCCAGGAACCCCAGUUCCCCCUGUUGAAGUCCCAGAGCUCAUGGAUACAGCUUCUUUAGAGCCAGGAGCACUGGAUGCAAAGCCAGUGGAGAGUCCUGGAGAUCCUAGUCAGCUGACCCGGAAAGGCAGGAAGAGGAAGACUGUAACAUGGCCUGAGGAGGGCAAACUGAGAGAAUAUUUCUAUUUUGAACUGGAUGAAACUGAACGAGUAAAUGUGAAUAAGAUCAAGGACUUUGGUGAGGCAGCUAAACGAGAGAUACUGUCAGACCGACAUGCAUUUGAGACGGCCCGUCGUCUGAGCCAUGACAAUAUGGAGGAGAAGGUUCCCUGGGUGUGCCCGCGACCCCUGGUUCUACCCUCACCUCUUGUCACCCCUGGAAGCAAUAGCCAGGAGCGAUACAUCCAGGCUGAGAGGGAGAAAGGAAUCCUUCAGGAGCUCUUCCUGAACAAGGAAAGUCCUCAUGAGCCUGAUCCUGAGCCCUAUGAUCCUGUACCCCCGAAGCUCAUCCCCCUAGAUGAGGAGUGUUCUAUGGAUGAGACCCCAUAUAUUGAGACCCUGGAGCCCGGGGGAGCUGGUGGCUCACCUGAUGGGGCAGGUAGCUCCAAGUUGCCUCCUGUCCUGGCCAAUCUCAUGGGAAGCAUGGGUGCUGGAAAGAGCCCCCAGGGUCCUGGAGGAGGGGGCAUCAAUGUCCAAGAGAUCCUCACCUCCAUCAUGGGUAGCCCAAAUAGUCAUCCCUCAGAGGAACUGCUGAAGCAACCAGACUAUUCAGACAAGAUCAAGCAGAUGCUGGUGCCACAUGGAUUAUUAGGCCCUGGUCCAAUAGCCAAUGGUUUCCCACCAGGAGGCCCUGGUGGCCCCAAGGCCAUGCAGCACUUCCCCCCUGGACCUGGGGGACCUAUGCCAGGUCCUCACGGAGGCCCCGGUGGGCCAGUGGGUCCACGUCUCUUGGGUCCCCCACCCCCUCCACGAGGGGGUGAUCCCUUCUGGGAUGGCCCGGGUGACCCCAUGCGGGGUGGCCCAAUGCGGGGGGGUCCAGGACCAGGUCCUGGACCGUACCAUAGAGGCCGUGGUGGCCGAGGAGGAAAUGAACCUCCUCCUCCUCCUCCCUUCCGAGGGGCCAGAGGAGGUCGCUCUGGAGGAGGACCCCCAAAUGGAAGAGGGGGCCCUGGUGGGGGCAUGGUUGGAGGUGGUGGGCAUCGUCCUCAUGAAGGCCCUGGUGGGGGCAUGAGCAGCAGCAGUGGCCAUCGUCCCCAUGAAGGCCCUGGCAGUGUCAUGGGUGGUGGGCAUCGCCCCCACGAAGGCCCUGGUGGUAGCAUGGGUGGAGGUGGGGGACAUCGUCCCCAUGAAGGCCCUGGCGGUGGCAUGGGCAGUGGCAGUGGACAUCGUCCCCAUGAAGGCCCUGGCAGUGGCAUGGGCGGAGGCAGUGGACAUCGUCCCCAUGAAGGCCCUGGUGGAGGCAUGGGUGCUGGUGGCGGACAUCGCCCCCAUGAAGGCCCUGGUGGGAGCAUGGGUGGAAGCAGUGGACAUCGCCCCCAUGAAGGUCCUGGACAUGGAGGGCCCCAUGGCCACCGGCCUCAUGAUGUCCCUGGUCACCGAGGCCAUGACCAUCGAGGGCCACCGCCUCAUGAGCACCGUGGCCAUGAUGGCCCUGGCCAUGGAGGAGGGGGCCACCGAGGGCAUGAUGGAGGCCACAGCCAUGGAGGAGACAUGUCAAACCGCCCUGUUUGCCGACAUUUCAUGAUGAAAGGCAACUGCCGCUAUGAGAACAACUGUGCCUUCUACCACCCGGGUGUCAACGGGCCCCCCCUGCCCUAGGGACCACCUCCUCUGCCCCACCCACACACACCCCUGUGGACUGCAGCCUUGCUCCUUCUACCCUGUUAUGGCUUCUGUGAGGCCCACUUUUCCCCUUUCCCCAGCUGAUGAGGAGCCGGCCCCCUCAGUUCCCACCUGCUUGGGUUUCUGGGGGUUUUCGAUCACUGGUGCGUAUUGAUGUACAUAUUUUCCUCCAGUCUGGGGAGGAGAGACUGGAUACAUUCUGUACCCUGGACUGCUGAAGAGAAGACCCAGUUGGCUUCAUUUUUUGAGGAGAUUUGCCCUAUAACCCCAAAUCCCUUUCCAGUAUUGCCCUUAAUGCCUGAGAACCUAAAGCUGGUUAUCCUGGAGAACACCUCUACUCUCCUAUUGUGGGUCCUCCACAUGCACACAGAACUGACAUGGGAUCAGCUGCACUUAUGAAAUCAUCCCAGCCAAGUUCAUUAUUCCUCAUGGGGGUGGGGAGAUGGUAAAAGGGGUAUUAUAUAUCCCACUGCACUGAGAGGGCUCAAUUAGGCUGGAUUUGAGUUCUGGAAAAUAUCAUCCCCACUUCUGCCCUGACACAGGCUUUACAUUGAGUCCUUUCUCAAGACUUUGCAACCUUCUGUGAACACCCAAGUCUGCAUCAUGGGUCUGUUAGGUUCAGUGAUGGCCAAUUCACAUCUGCAUCCAGUGGAAGUUUUAGCUGGUAUAGGUGAGGCUGCUGGUGUUGGUCCACCCUUGCCUACAACUCAUUCUGGAAACUUUGUAAAACACUUCAGUGAGACCAGCUUUUCAUCAACUUGCCCAGCACGCUGGGCCUGACAGUCACACUACAUGCACUGCCUUCAGGAGUUGGCUCACUCUUUGCCCCCACCUGGAACCUUGUUGGUGUGAGGCCUCUGGCUCCCUUGCCCUGUCAGCCACCUCUGAAUCCCACCAGGUGCCUUCCUGGGUGGGUGCAACAAGCUGACUUGCCCUUCCCCAGCCCUCUCCUUCACAUGUCUCGGCAUCAGUUGUUUUCUGUGAAAACAGUGGAUUGGUUGGCUUUUGUGCAGGGUCUUGGGUUAGAGCCACAAUGGAUUUGAGGGAUGAGUAUUUUCUUUUUUCUUUUGGUUUUGUAUAUUUUGUACAUUAAUAAUAAACAGUGGAAAGAGAAGCAGCUUAUUUAA
Prionailurus viverrinus (fishing cat) is the source of this 4682-nucleotide messenger RNA. It is a transcript of the gene PPP1R10, whose product is annotated as protein phosphatase 1 regulatory subunit 10. Gene Ontology annotation, cellular component: nucleus. The record is from RefSeq and is a predicted model, not a curated record. The transcript has 20 exons. NCBI's taxonomy places the organism in Eukaryota, Metazoa, Chordata, Mammalia, Carnivora, Felidae. Bases 664 to 3531 code for a protein of 955 amino acids. Gene Ontology annotation, molecular function: metal ion binding.